Molecule: messenger RNA, 957 nt
Organism: Myxozyma melibiosi
Lineage: Eukaryota; Fungi; Ascomycota; Lipomycetes; Lipomycetales; Lipomycetaceae
Exons: 1
Coding region: 290-817 (175 amino acids)
Source: RefSeq, a predicted model, not a curated record
UGGCUAUAAAAAGGAGCGUUAAGUAAUCGUCCAUCAAUGCUAGUGGAAGAGAAAGAAGACACUAGCGGACGACCAUGGACUUAACGCUACCUGUCCUUCAGUGACUCAGGAUGGUCUGCAAUUCCCUGAGUCCGUCCAUGACUUUAAACGAAUCAGGAUGUCCGUUAUUCCCUGAUUCAAGUCAUGGACAAGGACACCAGAUCACGACGUUACGAACCGGGGCCAUCGAUUAUUCCCCGGUUCACUGUCCUUGACCCGAAGUCAGGGACCUCCACGACCAGUAGGGAGGAUGACAGUCUAUUUCAAUCCUGCCCUACACCUUCACUUUUCAGUUCCCGACGAACUGAAGACGAUGGACAUGAGGACUCGGUAUUAUGCUCGUCCCUCACAAUAUGCCUGCUGUCUAUGUGCAUAUCGCCAUGACUACAUUACAUGGCGCACCAAGUGCUACGCUGCUUCGCCUACCGAUUUUCAAGAGACUGCUUUACUCUUGGAAACGGCGAUCCAUUUCUCGCCAAAAAUUGCGCUCUUUUCUCUUUUGCUUCACGAUAUUGCUGCUGAUCAGAUAGCUUUGUAUAUUAGUUUUUUUCUUCUUCCUUGUUUUUUUCAUUCAUUCACUCAUUUGUUCUGUCAUUCAUUCGUUUUUGCAUUUGUUCGUUCUUUUAUUCUCAUAUUGUUUUUUUCUUCUUUUUCAUGCAUUCGUUCAUUCAUUCGUUACUUUCUUCUUCUUUUCCCUUUUCAUUUUUUUCUCUACCCUGGACUGCCCAGUCCCGCAUUUCUCUUUUUUCUAUAUCAUUUUCCGAUAACUUGUUUGUGAGCACCCGCUGGCGGGUCUCUCUCUCAGGUUGUCAGUUUCUCGUUCAUUUGUUCAUCAAUUCAUUUACUUCUCAUUCAUUCUUUCACUUAUCAUUUUUUCCUUCAUUCACUCGUUUUUUAUUUUAUCUUCUUCUUUUCUUC